AUGUGUUCAAAGACGCGUGUACACCUUACAGAGGAUACCCACGUAGACACACUCACUCUCAACGAUGAAGAAACCGCGAUUGGCGAGAGACUUGGAAAUGUACUCAAGCUUAUGAGGCAGUUGACCGAGGACUCCUCCUUAAGACACACAUCCGUCUCUAUCCACUCCACUAACAAUUUCCCCACCGCUGCCGGUCUCGCUUCCUCUGCAUCAGGUUUCGCUGCACUCGUCUUUGCCUUGGGGAAGAUAUUCCUGCCAUCAUACACAAACACCCAGCUAUCGGCUAUCGCUAGGCAGGGCUCGGGCUCUGCGUGCAGGUCUCUCUUUGGCGGCUUCGUAGCAUGGAAUAUGGGUGAGCUAGACGAUGGCAGUGAUUCGAGUGCUGUUGAGAUAGCCCCGCAAUCUCAUUGGGAUGAUCUAGAUGCUCUCAUCUGUGUCGUCAGCGCGGAUAAGAAAGCUGUCCCCUCGACUGCUGGAAUGCAGAGGACUGUCGAGACUAGCCCUUAUUUACGCCAUAGAGUUGAUCACGUGGUGCCAAAACGUAUGCAAGAUAUUAUCGACGCUAUUAAAGCCAAGGACUUUGAUAAAUUUGCUGAUAUCACCAUGAGGGAUAGCAAUAGCUUCCACGCAAGCUGCUUGGAUACCCACCCACCCAUCUUCUACUUGACGGAUGUAUCGCGGUUGAUUAUCGGUAUGGUGCACGCACUCAACCAAGCCGCCGGAAGGGCUGUGGCUGCGUAUACUUUCGACGCUGGUCCAAAUGCUGUACUCUAUGUCCAGAGGAAGGAUACAGAGAUGGUGUUCGCGAUAGUCAGCGAUCUCUUUGGAGACGGGGCCACUGAUCACGCUGACCUCCUCAACCAAUCAGGAAUCAACAUAGACCUCUCCACCUUUAAACACCGCAACGGAUUGUCAAGAAUAAUAAAAACGUGUAUCGGAGAUGGGCCACGCGUAAUUUAA
Wallemia ichthyophaga EXF-994 is the source of this 960-nucleotide messenger RNA. RefSeq names its product Diphosphomevalonate decarboxylase. The coding region runs from base 1 to 960 and encodes 319 amino acids. Gene Ontology annotation, molecular function: diphosphomevalonate decarboxylase activity; ATP binding. Lineage: Eukaryota; Fungi; Basidiomycota; Wallemiomycetes; Wallemiales; Wallemiaceae. The record is from RefSeq and is a predicted model, not a curated record. Gene Ontology annotation, cellular component: cytosol. The transcript has a single exon. Gene Ontology annotation, biological process: isoprenoid biosynthetic process; isopentenyl diphosphate biosynthetic process, mevalonate pathway.